AUGGACCCCAUGGCUGUGUUGUGGCUGCUGCUGACAGCCUGGGCGCUCGAUCGGACUUGGGCGGUCAACCCCUUUGCGGUACAGCAGAUCCCCCCCGACCCUUGCUACGACGAGAAAGGGGUGCCCCGCCGCUGCAUUCCAGAGUUCGUCAACGCUGCAUUCGGAAAGGAAGUCCAGGCCUCCAGCACAUGCGGCAAGCCGGCCACCCGGCACUGCGACGCCUCCGAUCCCCGCAAAGCUCACCCAGCCUCCUACCUCACCGAUCUCAACACGGCCGCCAACAUGACUUGCUGGCGCUCGGAGACGCUGCACCAGUCCCCACAGAAUGUCACGCUCACGCUCUCCCUGGCCAAGAAGUUCGAGGUCAUCUACGUGAGCCUGCAGUUCUGCUCGCCGCGCCCCGAGUCGGCCGCCGUGUUCAAGUCCAUGGAUUACGGCAAGACCUGGGUGCCUUAUCAGUACUACUCGUCGCAGUGCCGGAAGAUCUACGGCAAGCCCAACAAAGCCACCGUCACCAAGCAGAACGAGCAGGAGGCGCUGUGCACGGAUGGGCACACGGACCUCUACCCGCUGACCGGCGGGCUGAUCGCCUUCAGCACCCUGGAUGGGCGCCCUUCCGCCCAGGACUUCGACAACAGCCCCGUCCUCCAGGACUGGGUGACGGCCACCGACAUCCGGGUCAUUUUCAGCCGGCCUCACUUAUUCCGGGAGCUGGGGGGCCGGGACCACGAGGAUGAGGAUGGAGGAGCGAGCUCUUCCUCCUACUACUAUGCGGUGGGGGAGUUCCAGGUGGGCGGCCGCUGCAAGUGCCACGGGCACGCCUCGCGCUGCACGAAGGACAAAGAGGGCAAGCUGGUGUGCGACUGCAAGCACAACACGGAGGGCCCGGAGUGCGACCGCUGCAAGCCGUUCCACUACGACCGCCCGUGGCAGAGGGCCACGGCCAGGGAGGCCAACGAGUGCCUAGCCUGCAACUGCAACCUGCACGCCCGCCGCUGCCGGUUCAACAUGGAGCUGUACAAACUCUCGGGGCGGAAGAGCGGCGGCGUCUGCCUCAACUGCCGCCACAACACCGCGGGCCGGCACUGCCACUACUGCAAGGAGGGCUUCUACCGCGACAUGAGCAAGUCCAUCACGGACCGCAAGGCCUGCAAAGCAUGUGACUGUCACCCUGUUGGUGCAGCUGGAAAAACCUGCAACCAGACGACUGGCCAAUGCCCUUGCAAAGAUGGGGUGACAGGGUUAACCUGCAACCGCUGUGCCAAAGGCUACCAGCAGAGCCGCUCACCAGUCGCUCCGUGCAUUAAGAUUCCUGCCAUCAACCCAACCUCUGUGGUCACCAGCACAGAAGAACCAGCAGACUGUGACUCUUACUGCAAACCAGCCAAGGGCAACUACAAAAUCAACAUGAAAAAGUACUGCAAGAAAGAUUAUGUUGUCCAAGUCAACGUCCUAGACAUGGAGACAGUGGCCAACUGGGCCAAAUUCACUGUCAACAUCCUCUCAGUCUACAAGUGCAGGGACGAGCGGGUCAAACGGGGUGACAAUUUCCUGUGGAUUCACAUGAAGGACUUGGCGUGCAAAUGUCCCAAGAUCCAAAUCAGCAGGAAGUACCUAGUCAUGGGCAUCAGUGAAAACCCCACCGACCGGCCAGGACUAAUGGCAGACAAGAACAGCUUGGUGAUCCAGUGGCGGGACGCCUGGACCCGGCGCCUCCGGAAACUGCAGAGGCGGGAGAAAAAGGGGAAGUGCUUGAAACCGUGA
This is a messenger RNA of Varanus komodoensis (Komodo dragon), 1764 nucleotides long. It is a transcript of the gene NTN3, whose product is annotated as netrin 3. NCBI's taxonomy places the organism in Eukaryota, Metazoa, Chordata, Lepidosauria, Squamata, Varanidae. Bases 1 to 1764 code for a protein of 587 amino acids. The transcript is spliced from 6 exons. Gene Ontology annotation, molecular function: protein binding. The record is from RefSeq and is a predicted model, not a curated record.